Molecule: messenger RNA, 1717 nt
Organism: Somion occarium
Lineage: Eukaryota; Fungi; Basidiomycota; Agaricomycetes; Polyporales; Cerrenaceae
Source: the annotation of a GenBank genome assembly
UAUUUCGGCCGUUGCAGUAUUUAGCAUCCGCGCAUGCCCCAGCAUUCCCAAACUAUACUCUGGCAUUCCUUGACGAAGAGUUCUUCUGAGCUCUGUAUGGAAAACCAACUCCCGCUGCGUCCCUUUUUAGCUUAGACUCUGGUCAUACUACGUACUCAACUGUCCAGCUAAUUGAAGGUUGCGUCGACUUCUGUCAAACUCUGCCAUCUUAUUUCCUCUUCCAUGCUUUUCGUGCAUGCCUUGUCAUCACGAGGACUGACCCCAGAACUUUAGCUUGGAGCGAGUAAUUACCCUCAUGAACAUGAGGGGAACCUGCGAUCCUUAUAUCCGGGGACGCAAGGUAUCUCUCUCUGCUUCUCCUUCUCCUUGUCCCUUCUUGUCUCUGUUCUCAUCUUCCGAAUAUGUCCUGCACCACUUCAACGCCUGUUCCCCAUGUACCGUGUCAUGUCCCAGCUCCUCCGACAAAGGAAGAACUUGAAUAUGUUGAUCUGGCUAUCGUUGAUCUGUCCAAGGCAGCAACUCCUGAAGGUCGUGCUCAAUUGGCUACCCAAGUCCGCGAUGCUAUGAGAGAUAUUGGCUUUCUUGUAGUCAUCAACCACGGAUACACUCAGGAACAGCGAGAUAGGAUCUUCGAUAUCGCAGAUUACACCAUCACACACGUUAGUGAUGAAGAUAAGCUGAAGUACGAGGCAAAGGUACUUGAAACUGGAUCUUAUCAAGGCUACAAGCCGCCCCAGUUCUGGCACAUCGACAAUGGUGUUCUAGACAGAAUCGAGCAGUACAACAUCAAUCGCAACGUCACCUUACGUGAACAUCCUGAACUUCUUCGACCUCUGCUUCCCGAAAUCAGCGAGUUCGGAAAGCACAACCAUUUCAACGUCUGCCAUCUGAUUCUCAGGCUUCUAGCCCUUGGUCUUGAACUUCCAGAGGAAACAUUCAUCAAUCUGUUCAACUAUGACGCUUGUGGCGAGUCGUCUGUGACAUUUAUGAAAUACUUCUCUCGCUCCGAGGAAGACGAAGGGAAAGCCAAGAAUGUCUGGUUCAAGGGACACACUGACCUUGGUGGUAUCACCAUCCUCUGGUCUCAACCCGUCUCCGCCCUUCAGAUCCUCUUACCUGACGGCAAAUGGCGCUGGGUCAAACAUAUCGAUAACUCACUCGUCAUCAAUGUCGGCGACGCCUUGGAAUUCCUCUCCGGAGGGUACUACCGCGCCACUAUCCACCGUGUUGUCCAGCCUCCCCUGGACCAACGCGGGUUUACCCGUCUCGGUGUCUCUUACUUCUCCAUGCCCGACGACAAUGUCAAGCUCGUCCCGCUCACUGAGAGUCCGGUGCUGCAGAGGGAGGGCGUGCAGAGAAGGUUCAGCGAUGAGGAAUCACCGAUUAUGGAACAGUGGCGCAAGGGACGCAUCGUGGCGUAUGGGAAGUCGGAGUUGAAGAAGGCGGAGGGUAAUGUUGAGGAGGAGUAUAUUCAUGGGGGGCUUGUUAAGCACUAUAAUUGAGUGUGCAAGAGCUUGCUCUUUCGAUGGGAAUCAUGGCGGAUGAGUACUGGUUAGACGGUGAAGGGGGGAGUAUGUAGGAGGAAAGAAACGGCAAAAAUAUUUUGCAGCUGCAAUCAAAGAGAGAUUGAAUAUGGCAUUUUAGGCUGGUAGAGAUAAUGUAAACACCAGAGGAAUGACUGCUAUUUGGGGGAAUGGAUGAUGUCGCGGAAAGAGGG